AGAGAAAAUUUUCCAUUAGAGUACCAAAGAGGUUCUAAGUUUGUCGUCAACAUGGACGCUGUAUUGAUGUGGUUUAUCUGUGUUUGUACAUUACUAUUUGCGGUCUUUUCGUUCAGGUGGUUUUAUGUUGAUGCUGAUGGAGAUCUAACACUCUUGUGGGCUGAAAGAUAUGGAAGGUCACCAGCUGAGUUACGUGGUAAAGUUGCAUGGAUCACUGGAGCUUCUAGUGGAAUUGGAGAAGCAUUGGCUUACGAACUGGCUAAAUACGGAGUCAAACUAGCUUUGUCUGGAACAAAGGUAGACAGGUUGGAAGCCGUAAAGACAGAGUGUCUAGCCCAAGGUCCGUUGAAAGAUGAUGACGUACUGCUAGUGCCCUUUGACAUUACGGACUUUUCCAAGCACUCGGAAUGCUUUGAGAAAGUUGUUGGACACUUCAAAAAGCUAGACAUUUUGGUGAACAAUGCCGGACGCUCUCAAAGAGCCAGAUUUGAUGAAAUCACCACAGAAGUAGACUAUCAACUCUUUGGCACGAAUGUUUUCUCUCACGUAUCUUUGACGAGGGUUGUCCUACCUCAUUUCCUGUCAAACGGAGGCGGCCAUGUUAUGGUCAACAGCAGUAUUGCAGGCAAAUACGGUUUACCUAAUUCAGCAUCUUACACUGGAUCAAAACAUGCUAUUCAGGGAUAUUUCGAGUGUUUGAGAACAGAAUUCGAGGCUAAAGGAGUGAAUGUUACAGUAGCUUGUCCUGGGCCAGUAUUCUCGAACGUGAUAGAACGAUGCUUUACAGGGACCCCUGGAGAGGUGUUUGGUGAAAAGCAGAAAGAGACUGACAAACGAAUGUCUACAUCUCGGUGUGCUCAGUUGAUGGCGGUUGCAUUAGCCAACAACUUAGAUGAAGUAUGGAUUAGUCUGCAACCUUCCCUGUCAAUAUGUUACCUGUCACAGUACAUGCCGACUGUCUUUAGAAGGUGAGACCAUCUUACAGUUUACUGAGAUGGGUAAUCAUUCCAAGGUUCCUCACCCCUCAAAAGUUUGCUAAACUACGAGAAGGAAGAAACUGAUCAUCAUCUUUAGACUAUGUGUACCUACUAAUGUGUGUGUUCUUUCAGAAAUUUCUUUAUGUUUUUUAUGUAUACUAAUACAAGUAGUUCUAAUCUAGUUAUAUGAAUCAAACUUAAAAUGAACGGUAUUAUAAUAUGUAUGUUUACAUUUAAUUUGUAUAUGAUUACCUUUCUUAUCAAUUAAAUUCAUUUCUUGACUUGUGUAAA
Molecule: messenger RNA, 1268 nt
Organism: Limulus polyphemus (Atlantic horseshoe crab)
Lineage: Eukaryota; Metazoa; Arthropoda; Merostomata; Xiphosura; Limulidae
Product: dehydrogenase/reductase SDR family member 7-like
Exons: 8
Coding region: 52-972 (306 amino acids)
Molecular function (GO): oxidoreductase activity
Source: RefSeq, a predicted model, not a curated record